AUCAGCAGGAGUUCAUCCCUUGUCCAAUUCAAAAAUACCCAAAUCCUGAGAGAAACCAGUGCCUGCCCAAAGCAGUGACCUUCCUUUCCUUUGAGGAUCCUCUGGGACUAGCUCUGGCCUGCACAGCUCUUUGCUUCUCUGUCAGCACAAUUUCAGUUCUGGGGAUCUUUCUCAAACACCGAGAAUCAGCCAUUGUUAAGGCCAAUAACCGGACUCUUAGCUACAUACUGCUCACCUCCAUCCUCCUCUGCUUCCUCUGCUCCUUUCUCUUCAUUGGCCACCCAAACACAACCUCCUGCAUACUUCAACAGAUAACAUUUGCACUUGUCUUCACCUUGGCUAUUUCCACUGUUUUGGCAAAAACUAUAACUGUAAUUCUGGCCUUUAGGGUCACGAAACCAGGAAGAACAAUGAGAAGGUUCUUUGUCUCUGGUGUCUAUAAUGCUGUCAUCCCUAUCUGUGUCCUGAUCCAACUCAUUCUCUCUGGAGUCUGGCUGGGAACCUCGCCUCCCUAUACUGACAGAGAUGCACACUCUGAAUAUGAUCAUAUCAUUAUUUUAUGCAACAAGGGCUCAGUUACUGCUUUCUACUCUGUGCUGGCCUAUUUAGGGACCCUGGCCUUAGGCAGCUUCACUGUGGCUUUUCUGGUGAGGAACCUGCCUGACAGAUUCAAUGAGGCCAAGUUCCUGACAUUUAGUAUGCUGGUGUUUUGCAGUGUCUGGGUCACCUUCAUCCCAGUGUACCUGAGCACCAAGGGCAAAGCCAUGGUGGCUGUGGAGGUCUUCUCCAUCUUGGCCUCCAGUGCAGGGUUGCUGGGUUGCAUCUUUUUCCCUAAGUGCUACAUUAUUCUCUUAAAAUUUGAUAGUAACUCAUUGAGAU
Messenger RNA from Psammomys obesus (fat sand rat), 879 nucleotides. Its product is annotated as vomeronasal type-2 receptor 116-like. The transcript has a single exon. Gene Ontology annotation, cellular component: membrane. Lineage: Eukaryota; Metazoa; Chordata; Mammalia; Rodentia; Muridae. Gene Ontology annotation, biological process: G protein-coupled receptor signaling pathway. Gene Ontology annotation, molecular function: G protein-coupled receptor activity. The annotation marks the transcript as partial. The record is from RefSeq and is a predicted model, not a curated record.